AGGGUAUAAAACCCGCGCGUGCACACCAUCACCUCACAGCGGGCCAGAACCAAACACCUCCACUCCACUCCACAACACGACCCGCACCCGCACAGAAAUGGAUGACGAAAUCGCUGCCCUGGUUGUGGACAAUGGCUCCGGCAUGUGCAAGGCCGGCUUCGCUGGUGACGACGCCCCCCGCGCCGUCUUCCCCUCCAUCGUGGGUCGCCCCAGACAUCAGGGUGUGAUGGUGGGCAUGGGACAGAAGGACAGCUACGUGGGAGACGAAGCCCAGAGCAAGAGGGGCAUCCUGACCCUGAAGUACCCCAUCGAGCACGGCAUCGUCACCAACUGGGAUGACAUGGAGAAGAUCUGGCAUCACACCUUCUACAACGAGCUCCGUGUGGCCCCCGAGGAGCAUCCGGUCCUGCUGACCGAAGCUCCACUCAACCCCAAGGCCAACAGGGAGAAGAUGACCCAGAUCAUGUUCGAGACCUUCAACUGUCCUGCCAUGUACGUGGCCAUCCAGGCCGUGCUGUCCCUGUACGCUUCCGGUCGUACCACAGGUAUUGUGAUGGACUCUGGUGACGGCGUCAGCCACACCGUGCCGAUCUACGAGGGUUACGCUCUUCCCCACGCCAUCCUCCGUCUGGAUCUGGCUGGCAGAGAUCUGACCGACUAUCUGAUGAAGAUCCUCACUGAGAGGGGCUACAGCUUCACCACCACAGCCGAGCGUGAGAUCGUGCGAGACGUCAAGGAGAAGCUGUGCUACGUGGGUCUGGACUUCGAGCAGGAGAUGCAGACGGCAGCCUCCUCUUCCUCGCUAGAGAAGAGCUACGAGCUUCCUGACGGACAGGUCAUCACCAUCGGCAACGAGAGGUUCCGCUGCCCUGAGGCGCUGUUCCAGCCUUCCUUCCUUGGAAUGGAGUCAUGUGGCAUCCACGAAACGACCUACAACAGCAUCAUGAAGUGCGACGUGGACAUCCGUAAGGACCUGUACGCCAACACCGUCCUAUCAGGUGGUACCACCAUGUACCCCGGCAUCGCCGACCGCAUGCAGAAGGAGAUCACCGCCCUGGCCCCACCCACCAUGAAAAUCAAGAUCAUCGCUCCCCCAGAGAGGAAGUAUUCCGUCUGGAUCGGCGGCUCCAUCCUGGCCUCCCUCUCCACCUUCCAGCAGAUGUGGAUCAGCAAGCAGGAGUACGACGAGUCCGGCCCGGCCAUCGUCCACCGCAAGUGCUUCUAGAGGUCCAGUCCGCCGUCUCUCCGCCCACGGGCCGCUCGGUGGUUCUGUCCAACUGGAGCGGUCUUGUCUUGUGAACAGACUAAAAGAUGCGAGAUGCCACACAGAAGACGAGAUUUGAGCGUCUGUCGAUGUUUUCAAGUCUCUGAACCUCUUGUGCUUCUGGCUCUGCUCACAGCUUUCACAACUUCUGGUGAUGCAACACAGCUUUAUCACUGAGCAUCUCUUGCUACCUCUACCGUUGAAUGAUGUAAGUUGUACAUCCACAUUCUUUCAACUGCCAGAGUGGCGCCGUAUCAAUAUUCCACUGAUCAAUAAAACUCAUGAAAACAUU
This is a messenger RNA of Pseudoliparis swirei, 1556 nucleotides long. Its product is annotated as actin, cytoplasmic 2-like. The transcript has 9 exons. Lineage: Eukaryota; Metazoa; Chordata; Actinopteri; Perciformes; Liparidae. The record is from RefSeq and is a predicted model, not a curated record. The coding region runs from base 98 to 1225 and encodes 375 amino acids.